UUGGCGGCAAAUUAUUGACUACAUUGCAAUUGUGUUGAUUUGCAGAAGUAAAGCGUCUAUUCGGAUUAUUCGUUCAUUCCACUCCAGUUGCAAAUUUAUUUACUGUCAUAAUGGAAGGUUUUGAUGAUGCUGGUGUAUUUUUCUCGGAUAAUUUUGGAAACGAUCAAAAUGCGGACGGUGCGCAAAUUAAUUUGCAAGCGGUGAAAAAAAAGUACAAGGAAUUUAUUCGUACUUUCAAUGAGGACAAUUUCUAUUAUAAAUACAGAGAUAAUUUAAAGCGAAACUAUCUCAAUGGACGCUACUUCCUCGAAAUCGAAAUGGAAGAUGUGAUGGGCUUCGAUGAGACGCUUGCCGACAAACUGAACAAACAGCCUACGGAACAUCUUCAGAUCUUCGAGGAGGCGGCACGCGAAGUGGCCGAUGAGAUAACAGCACCACGGCCGGAGCAUGAGGAACAUAUGCACGAUAUUCAAAUCCUAUUGAUGUCAAGUGCUAAUCCCACAAAUAUUCGCGAACUUAAGUCAGACAGCGUUUCGCGUUUGGUUAAAAUUGCUGGCAUCAUUGUGGCUGCUUCGGGCAUUCAGGCGAAGGCCACGCGCAUGUCGAUCAUGUGCCGCUCGUGCAGCACUGUCAUACCCAAUCUGAAAGUGAAUCCUGGUCUGGAAGGCUAUAUGCUGCCACGCAAAUGCACCACGGAGCAGGCCGGACGGCCAAAAUGUCCUCUGGAUCCCUUUUUCAUCAUGCCCGACAAAUGCAAGUGCGUCGACUUCCAAACCCUCAAGUUGCAAGAGCUUCCCGACUUUGUGCCACAAGGAGAAAUCCCGCGCCAUUUGCAAUUGUUCUGCGAUCGCUCGAUUUGUGAACGCGUAGUGCCCGGCAAUCGUGUGCUCAUUCAAGGCAUUUACUCUAUUCGAAAAGUAGGAAAACCAACACGACAGGAUGGCCGUGAGAAGGCUGUGCUUGGUGUGCGUGCGCCUUACAUGCGUGUGGUUGGCAUCACCGUCGACGCUGAGGGAGCAGGAGCCAUUUCUCGCUAUAGCAACAUUUCUACUGAUGAAGAAGAGAACUUCCGUCGCAUGGCUGCUUCCUCGGACAUUUACGAACGACUCUCCAAGUCAAUGGCACCCAGCAUUUUUGGUUCCAACGACAUUAAAAAGGCCAUCACGGCCAUGCUCUUUGGUGGAUCCAGAAAGCGUCUACCCGACGGUCUUUGCCGUCGUGGCGACAUCAAUGUUCUGCUUCUAGGCGAUCCGGGUACAGCCAAGUCGCAGCUGCUUAAGUUUGUGGAGAAAGUCUCGCCCAUUGGCGUCUACACCUCAGGAAAGGGUUCUAGUGCAGCUGGUUUAACUGCUUCCGUUAUGAAGGAUCCACACACGCGUAACUUUGUUAUGGAAGGCGGGGCCAUGGUUCUGGCUGAUGGCGGCGUUGUCUGCAUCGACGAGUUCGACAAGAUGAGAGAGGAUGAUCGUGUCGCCAUUCACGAAGCCAUGGAACAGCAGACCAUAUCAAUAGCCAAAGCUGGCAUUACUACCACUUUGAACUCUCGCUGCUCGGUGCUUGCCGCUGCCAAUUCGAUCUUCGGACGUUGGGACGAUACAAAAGGCGAAGAGAACAUUGACUUUAUGCCAACAAUUCUGUCGCGUUUCGACAUGAUCUUCAUUGUUAAGGAUGUGCACGAUGAGACACGCGAUAUUACACUGGCCAAACACAUUAUCAACGUGCAUCUUAGCUCCAACAAAUCAGCUCCAUCUGAGCCUGCCGAAGGUGAAAUAUCACUGGCCACCUUUAAAAAAUACAUUCAUUAUUGUCGCACUCACUGCGGUCCACGACUCAGCGAAGCCGCUGGGGAAAAACUAAAGAGUCGCUAUGUUCUAAUGCGAAGUGGCGCCGGACAGUCUGAGAAGUCCGCAGAUAAGCGACAUGCCAUUCCUAUUACUGUUCGCCAGCUAGAAGCUGUGAUUCGUAUCUCAGAAUCCUUGGCCAAGAUGCGUUUACUUCCGUUUGCCACCGAUGAGCAUGUGAACGAAGCACUUCGAUUAUUCCAAGUAUCCACUCUCGAUGCCGCCAUGACGGGAAGUCUGGCUGGUGCAGAGGGCUUUACAACUGAGGAGGACCAGGAGACUCUCAAUCGCAUAGAGAAGCAACUCAAGCGACGCUUUGCCAUCGGUUCUCAGGUCUCGGAACAAAAUAUAUUACAGGAUUUCUUGCGACAGAAAUACGAGGAGCGCACAGUAAUGAAGGUCAUUCAUACCAUGAUCCGUCGUGGAGAACUUCAACAUCGAAUGCAGCGCAAAAUGCUUUAUCGCAUUUGUUGAAUGUGUUAUCAUUAUUUAUUUUAUCAUUUCAAUUUGAUCAGCUAUUUCUAAACCAUGUUUCUCAAUAAAAAUUUAAAUAAUAA
This is a messenger RNA of Drosophila sulfurigaster albostrigata, 2398 nucleotides long. It is a transcript of the gene Mcm5, whose product is annotated as DNA replication licensing factor Mcm5. Gene Ontology annotation, biological process: double-strand break repair via break-induced replication; DNA replication initiation; DNA replication. The record is from RefSeq and is a predicted model, not a curated record. The coding region runs from base 111 to 2315 and encodes 734 amino acids. The transcript is spliced from 4 exons. NCBI's taxonomy places the organism in Eukaryota, Metazoa, Arthropoda, Insecta, Diptera, Drosophilidae. Gene Ontology annotation, cellular component: MCM complex; nucleus. Gene Ontology annotation, molecular function: 3'-5' DNA helicase activity; single-stranded DNA helicase activity; ATP binding.